Messenger RNA from Helicoverpa zea (corn earworm), 2144 nucleotides. RefSeq names its product sodium/potassium-transporting ATPase subunit beta-2-like. The record is from RefSeq and is a predicted model, not a curated record. The transcript has 7 exons. Gene Ontology annotation, molecular function: ATPase activator activity. Gene Ontology annotation, cellular component: sodium:potassium-exchanging ATPase complex. Bases 43 to 879 code for a protein of 278 amino acids. Lineage: Eukaryota; Metazoa; Arthropoda; Insecta; Lepidoptera; Noctuidae. Gene Ontology annotation, biological process: potassium ion import across plasma membrane; intracellular potassium ion homeostasis; intracellular sodium ion homeostasis.
GCCAGUAGUUCUGUGGGGACCGUCGAGAAUACACCAUAAGCCAUGGGGCUGGAGAAGCGUACUAUCAAGAUCAUUGUCAUUGUAGCAGUCGUUGUGCUGGUCAUAGGAGGUAUUAUUGGACUUCUGCUUGGCCUUUUACUGCCUCAGCGCUAUGUCGAGCUAGAAGUAUGGCCUCGUUCCGAGGAGUACACGUGGGACCAGCCGCUGAUCCAGGUGAGAGGCAGCGACCCUGGCAGCUGGCAUAACUGGUACCGACGGCUCAAUGACUUCCUCAGGGUUUACGAGACCUCGAUUCCUGAGGAGCCGCCCCGCGCACCAUGUUCAGUCCACAACCGUCGCGACCAGCACCUUCGCUCAGACCAGUGUGAUAUGGCCAUGAGGCUGUGGGCCCCAUGCACUGCUGACGAGUUCUACGGGUACGCUAGGGGCAAGCCUUGCAUCUUCCUCAGGCUAUCUCAUAUCCACUACUGGGUGCCUGAGCCGUACAACAUGACGUCAUCGUUGCCCAUCCCCCCUGAUAUGCCACCUCAUAUCAGAGAAGCUAUGCGUCUUCGCCCCGCUCACCAAUAUGGCGACUUCAUCUGGGUAACUUGCGAUGGUGAAUUCAGCGCCGACAAGGAGAACAUCGGUCCUAUCCAGUACAUCCCAGCGGAGUACCCACCAGGGUUUCCCCUCAGCCGGCUGCAUACCGCCGACCGCAUCCCCUACUCCGCCAGGAAUAUGCCUGAUCAGGUUCCAGGACCACUGGUGGCUGUGUACUUUGAGAAUCCACGACGUGGAGUGGUGAUCAACGUGGAGUGUCGCAUCUGGACCCGCGACAUCUUCUAUGACCCCAAGAGUCGCUACGGACGCGCCCGGUUUGAGUUAUUCGUUGAAUAACUUCACUAGUAAUGCCUAUUUUUUUUUUUAUUCUAACAAGAACUGGCCUACAUUAUUUUCUUAUUUUUCUUUUAACAUGGCUUCUUGCCAAUGCUACUGACUGAAAUUUGAAUGGAUACCACUAUAUGUAGUAUACCACUUUCAGAAAAUUAGUAGGAUCCAUAACUUACGCUGCAUACGUAGGAUGUCAACAAAUACUAAGUACCUUUUGAUUUGUAAUCUAAAUAUAAUAUAUAGGUAUUAUUUUAUACUUUUAGUUUUUAUAAAUUACUAAGAUUUUUUUAAUGGUUAGUAAUUAAUUUAUUAGCAAUAACUGCUGAAGGUAAUUAUGAUUAUGAUUCAUUUAGAAUUAAUUAAACUUUUUCAUACUGCUUUUGUAAUAAAAUGAAUGGAUGUUAGAUGCUAGAUUAGAUGUUUGUUAUUAAAUAUCUACAAAUGCUGCCGUUUAUGUUAGAUUCUAAGAAUACCUAGUUGAUAAGAAUAGAAAAGAUCAAUUAUUUGGAAUUAAUUACUUUAAAUCUAAAAUACAAUUAGGUUUGGUACCUAAUACAUCCCUACUUUAUAAAAAUACUUUAUCAAAUAAAAAUUACCUAAGUAACGUGCUUAAGUAUAACAUUUCUUGCUUUUUAAGGGUACCUACAAUUGAAAUACUUAUAGCAUUUCAAUAAUAUGGCAUUAUUAAGAUAUAAGUAUUGUACCUACUAGGUAACAUCUGCCUGUAUGCUGAAUCAAAUCAAAGUGUACCUUAUAAAAUUGUUAAAAAAAAUCGAUUAUAAAGUAUUAUUAUUCUAGUUAGAGAUCUUAUUUAUGAACCUUUUCAAAAAAUAUUAAACAUUUAAGUAAAUCUACCUCUUUACCUGUUCAAAAAAAAACUACCAAACAUUAUUUUGUAGAUAUGUCUAAUUAAAUAAUUCUUCUUCCUAUUCUGCCUUCCUAAAUAAACAUUCCUAAUGUACAGUCGGGCACAUUAAUAUACCUUUUCAUAAUUUUUAAUGGAGGCCUUUGAUACCUAUUUCAGUAGAAUAUACUUACCUAAAUACGACUCGAGCAUUAAUGACCAUGACUGUACCUACUUUCAUCUAUUAGAAUAAGAUCUGUCUAAUAUUAUAUUAAUUCAUCAAAUUAUAUUUUAAAUGUUUUAUUAGUUGUUGUAAAUAUUUACUUGAUGUGUUAUGUGAUGAUAAUUCCGGUGUUUCUAGUUAAAGUUCAGAUAUUUGUGUAUGUGAAUUGAAUAUUGUGAAUAAAAUACCUACCCGUUUGAAAAU